GUGAUGAUGGCGGAAGAGGAGCUGCUUUGAGUUCUCUCGCAUUUUUUUAUUUUAACAUAAUAAACUGUAAAGAAAUAUAAUUUGCCUCCUCCGUCUCCUUACCCGGGACAAUGGGGAACGAAGCCAGCCUCGAGGGAGGUGGACAACCUGGGGAACCAGGCUCCGCGGUCUCUAUGGCGGGAGCUCCGGGAUCCAUUUCAGCACCAUCGGGCUCUGGACAGCUCAUCAAGCCCAGCAAUGGUGCUGCAGCCGGCGGAGGAGCGGCGGCCGGACCGGGGACAGGCAUAAACAGGCUUGCCGGGAGACCGAGCCAGAUUGAUCAUGCGUCCGGGCCCAGAACUGGGAGCCAGUCUGCCUAUGGUGACAGUAGAGCAGGGGGAGGUGGCCGGACGGAGCCUUACAGACUCGCUACCCAUGAAAGUCCCCAUCAGCCGCCACCCUCACCGAGCCUGGGUCAGGGGCAGCAUGCCGCCAGACGCAACCUCCAGGUGGACAUCGGUGGCGCCAGGAAAGGGAGGUCGCCGUCCGUGUCUCCUGAUCGAGGCAGCGCGCCCACCUCGCCCUACUCAGUGCCCCAGAUUGCACCCAUGCCCAGCAGCAAGCUGUGCCCAGUGUGUAACACCACAGAACUGACCUCCCACGACCAGCCAAACUUCAACACAUGUACGGAGUGCCAUGCCACAGUGUGCAACCAGUGUGGAUUCAACCCCAAUCCUCACCUUACAGAGGUCCAGGAGUGGCUGUGCUUGAACUGCCAGAUGCAGAGAGCCUUAGGAAUGGACAUGACCACUCCACGCUCCAAGAGUCAGCAGCAGAUCCACUCUCCUUCUCACCAAGCCAAACCAGAGCCCCAGCCCCAGCUGAAACCCCAGGUCCAGCCACAACCCCAACCGAAAUUCCAAACACAGCCCCAGCCAAAACCCCAACCCCAGCCACAACCCCAGGCACAACCCCAGCCCAAACCCCAGCCCAAACCCCAGACCCAGGCCCAACCCCAACCCCAGGCUUCCCCAGGCCUACACAGACAGACUGGGCCAACUCCUGCCUCUCAGCUGGGGCCACAAGGUGGGCCAGCAGCUCACCACAUGAGGUCCGACCCCCAAGCCCAGCGGGGGCCAACCAGCCAAGCCCAGACCCUGGGGAGACAGGACCCCAUGGGCAGGGGCUCCCAGUCUGGGAUGGGACCAGUCCAGGGCAUGGCCAAGGCACCAUCCCAGCCUGACCUGUCCCGUUCAUCCCCCAUGCACCAGCCAAGCCGACAGGACCAGAUCCGCAGUGCCGGGAGCUCCCCCGCACGGCAGCCCGCGCCGCCCCAGGAGCAGCCGCAGGAUGGCCUGACCGGGAAGCUGUUUGGUUUCGGGGCGUCCCUUUUAAACCAGGCCAGCACCCUCAUGUCGGUGGACCCACUGCAGGGCGCCCAGCCUCAGCAUUCCCCUGCUCGCGUGGCUCCGAAAGUGGUUUUCAGUGACGCCAGCUCAGCAGCCAGCAAGCCCCGAGGCCCUGCGGCUGCACCCGGGGCUGUCCCAGGCAAGCCGGGUGGAGCCCCCUUCCCACUCGGGCCGCAUGCCCCACCCCAGCAGACACCCACGCAUCAUCAACAGGCGACGCCACAACAAGAGUCACCACUCAAACAGCAGCAUCAACAAAAGCAGGCCAGACAGGAGCCUGCUCCCCAACCCAAGCAGCCCGAGAGGCCCAAAGUCAACUGCCCGCUGUGCAAGACAGAGCUCAACAUCGGCAGCACAGAGCCACCCAACUACAACUCCUGCACGCAGUGUCACACACAGGUCUGCAACCUAUGUGGAUUCAACCCCACACCCCACCUUGUGGAGAAGAAAGAAUGGCUUUGCUUGAAUUGUCAGACUCAGAGGUUGAUGUCUGGAGGAUUGGAAGAUCCACCACUUCCCAUCCCUCAAAUGUCGCCAAAACACCAGCCAAUGGGCUCACCUCGACACCAUCCACCGGCCAGCCAACAGCAGGUGCAGCAGCCACCACACCCGAAAACUCCCAGUCAGCAGCACACAGGGCCAAAGCCAGCGCAACAGCCGCAGCCAAAACCAGCAUCUGUUCAAGGAAGUGGACCUUUUGCUCCUGUGAAGCAGUCAGUAGAGACACGGCAGGACAAGACCCCGAUUCAGCCUGCGUCCACCCUCACUAGUGAGGCACCAAGACAGCAGAAGACUACAGAAAAGGACAAGAUAGCACCAAAAAUAGAAAAAGAAGAUGAGACUCCCGCUCUCCCCACAGAGAUCAAGCCAGUGGCAAAGAAGGGAGCACCAGAGCAGGUUGCUGUGACUACACCAGUGAAAGAUGUCAAGAAAACUGGGGAGCCCCAGAAGUCUAGGCAUCAUGACGAGACAAACAAGUCCAGCACACAAGAUAUUUCCCGAAGCCCUCAGAGUCUGAGUGACACAGGCUACUCCUCAGAUGGGAUCUCCAGUUCUCACAGUGAGAUCACAGGGCUGAUCCAGGAGGAGGAGAUGAAGCUGAAUGAGCAUGGCCUGAGUGAGGACAGUCCCCCCAGCCCUUCAGAGAUCACAAAGCUGGAGAGCUCGAUGCGCCCCCUGCUGGAGUCGAAGUCAAUUCCAGACCAGGAAGAGGAAGAGGAAGAGGAAGAGGAAGUGAGGGGGCGGGGGAGGCAUCAGCGGGACUCCAGAGACAUUGAUGACAAGAAACAGAGACCUCGGUCCCUUUCCAUCACCCCUGAGUCAUUCGACUCAGAUGAGGAGCUGGAGGACAUCCUGGAGGAGGACGAGGAGCCGGCGGACUGGGAGAACCAGCGUGAUGUCAGGAGCAGUGUGGCAGAAUCAUCUGAUGACUUCAGCAGCAAGCUGCGUCAUGACUACGUGGAGGACAGCAGCGAAAGUGGGCUGUCCCCUCUCCCAGGCAGGCAACGAAAACAAGAGACAGAGAUGACCGAUGAGGAGUUCAUGAGGAGGCAGAUCUUGGAAAUGAGUGCAGAUGAAGAUAAUGAGGAAGAUGAGGAUGAAGACUACAGUUACCAAAAACCAAAAAAGAGCCAUAAGCACAGCACAGAUUCAGGGAAAGAAAAACGUCGCCUCACUCACCACUCCAGCAGCUUUGAGGAGGACAGCAAAGGAGCUGAUGAUGCCUACCAGGGUGUUGGAGAAGAUGGAGAGGAAGACCUGAUGGCGACCCAAGGAGGUCUCCGCCGUUUCAAGACUAUUGAACUGAACAAUACAAGCAGUUACAACCGUGAUAUUGAGCUCAGUAAUGAGAAUGACCUCAGCUUGGACAGGGAACCAGAGCUGGAAAUGGAAAGCCUGACAGGCUCUCCAGAUGAGCGGUCAAGGGGGGAAUACUCUUCAACUCUCCCUCCUACAACUCCGAGUUACACCUCUGGCACGUCUCCCACAUCGGUCUCCUCCAUGGAGGAUGACAGUGACAGCAGCCCCAGCCGCAGACAGAGACUAGAAGAAGCUAAGCAGCAGAGGAAAGCCAGGCAUCGUUCUCACGGUCCACUUCUGCCGACUAUUGAGGAUUCAUCUGAAGAAGAUGAGCUAAGAGAGGAAGAGGAACUGCUACGGGAACAGGAAAAGAUGAGAGAAGUAGAACAACAGAGGAUUCGAAGCACAGCAAGAAAAACCAAGAGAGACAAGGAGGAGCUGAGGGCACAGAGACGUAGGGAGCGAUCAAAGACCCCUCCCAGUAACCUCUCCCCCAUUGAGGAUGCAUCUCCAACAGAGGAAUUAAGACAAGCAGCGGAAAUGGAGGAGCUUCACAGAUCCUCCUGCUCAGAGUAUUCCCCCUCUAUUGAUUCGGAGGCAGAGGGCUUUGAGAUAUCUUCCAAACUCUAUAAGUCUGGUAGUGAGUACAACCUGCCAACAUUUAUGUCACUCUACUCUCCGACUGAGAAACCAACUACCACCACCUCCUCCUCAAGCAGCAAACCACUUAAAAGUGCAGAAGAAGUCUAUGAGGAAAUGAUGAGGAAGGCAGAGAUGUUACAGAAACAACAAAAGCAGCAGACGCAACAAGUGAGGCAAGGGCAGCAGUACGACGACACAUAUCAACAAGAAGAAAUAAGGAACGGACAUCAGCAACAGUAUGAUGAAGACUAUGAUUACAGCAACCAGGAGGAGACUGGCUACGAAAACAAUGUAUCAGAGACUGAAAACAUCUAUGAAGAAAUUCUUCAGACAUCUCAAAACAUAACCAAGAUGCACCAGUCUUCCACUGCUGACCUGCAAGAGCAGCCAGAUGAUCAGAUGGACAUUGAUAGCUCCUACCCAGACAAGCAGCUUUUGGAUACUGGGUCAGCAUUUGCAAAAUUACUGGAACAAAAUAACGCCCUCCUUACACCAGGGACAAGCCCAACUCAGCUCUCAGCACCAGUUUCAUUUGCCUCCACAGGGACUGAAGCCAGCACAACCCCAGGGAGAGGGAUUCCAGAUGUGCGAGUGACACAACACUUUUCAAAAGAAGGAUCAAAGGAAAGAAUCAGAAGUCAGACCACCAAAAAUGGUGUUGUUCCCGUUGUUGCUACCACCAUAGCCGCUUAUGGGGUUUACUCUAGGGAUGCUGUGACUGUUACCCAGACAAUUGUCAGUCAGACUGUAACUACAACUCAGUCAACAAUGUAUGGGCGGCAAGCAACUGGCUCAAAUGUUUCCAGCAAAAUAGCAGAGAUAACUCAGGCCUACAGUCAGAGGGACAUUCCUGGGAGGAGAGUUGCAGAGAGCCGGGGUGUUCAAGUCAGAGACAGCACACAAGUGACACCCUCUGAGCCAGAAACAGAAUCCCUCACAUCCAAAGUCUUUUCGUAUUUCAAAGGCUCAAGCCCCCCUCUCUCUCCUACUGCCUCUCCCACACAGAGCCCCACACGAUCACCAUCCAGAGUAGCCACAGCUGAAUUCUCCACACAAACUCUCGGUCCUGGUGUGUCAGUUGCACCUUCAGGCUCUGGUGCUACCUCCCCAGUAAUGGCACAAGGAACUCAGACGCCACAUAGAGCAGUUUCACCACGCCUUUCCAGACAGCAGUCCUCUCAAGAUUCACCCUUCAUGGUAAUAACACUAGGGUCUGAGGCUACCAGCCCUCCUAAACCUUUGACAGUCAACUCAUCCACCUCUCCCCUCUCCUCACCAACAAGGUUAAGUCGUCAGUCAACUUUUGAAACCUACACUACAACAACUUCCCCAACGUCCCCACCUCAACAAUCACCACAACACAUUAUAUAUAAGACACCGACUGUGGAAAAAGUAAAUGUUGGCACAAGCAUGGUGACCACUGCAAGCACUUAUAGCAGAGGAUCAUUAUCCAUGGAAAAUAUAUCCCUCUGUAGAAUAUCCACUGUUCCUGGCACAUCCAGGGUUGAGCAAGGUCAAAUGCUAUCAAGUAGCAGUGUGGUUGAUCUGAGAACAGCAACAAAGCCAGCCCCUAUUAUCAUGACGGAACAAGGUAUGGAUCUUACAUCUUUAGCAACAGAGGCGCGCAAGUACUCUGGCGAUGCUGACACAAGCCCGGUUCGACAUUCCACUGCCGUUCAGCCACUCAUUAUGAAUCUGAAUGCCCAAGAACAUGUGGCGGUUUCAACGGCGACAACUGUUAGCAUCACUGUAGCAGCUUCAAUGUUCAUAUCUCAGCCCAAGCAACCAGUGGUUUAUGGUGAUCCUGUGCAGCACCGGGUAGACCUUGGUCAGGGAGUGGGAUCAGCAGUGUGUCUGACACAGAACAAACCACCACCAAUUGACCCAUCCAUUCCAAACAUAGAUGCCAAACUGGAGGACUUAAGCAUUCAGCAGCAGCUACUGCUGAAGCAGCAACAGAAGCUGCAAGAGCAGCAGCAGCAGCUAGAGCAGCAGCUGCAGCAGCAUCACCAACAGCAACAGCAGCAGGCAGCUUCUUUUGCCAGGUUCAACUUAGUGAACCAAGUCCAACCUCUGCUGAAGAAAGACUUGCUGGUGAACCAGACAAGCAAUGCACAGGCAGUAGUCAGUGCUAUCCCUAGAGUGUCACCACUACCAGAUACAGCUAUUCCCAGUGCACUUUCCCCAGCUCUUUCUCAUGAGAUGUAUGGCGUAAGUAGUCUUCCAUUAGAACUGAAGAGUAAACCCGGCAUCAUGAAUCUCUCUGCUGUCAAACCCCAUGUCAUGGUGGUACAGUUGGACAGUGCCUCACAGGGAGCACCAGUGACCCAGUUAGUCAAACCAGAAGAGCCACAAGAUGCCAUGGACCUGACUGGGCAGAUCAAAGGAGAGAAUCAGGUGGCCUGCUGCGAUGUUGUCUACAGAUUACCCUUCGGUGGCAGCUGUGCAGGGCGCCCUGUUUCUCAAAAGCCAAAAGUGGCAGAGAAGCCUCGCACGACAGAACCUUUGCAAAGCAGCCGUCCUCCCUCUGCACCUCCUCAGUUCUAUGGAAACCGGCCACAAGAACCUAGCCAGGAGAGCUACCCAUACCAUGAGCAGGUUACUGGAAGGUUACAGCCAUCUAUGUCAGACACUAAUCUUGCAGAGACUGGUGUCCAUCUCUAUCAGACAAAGAAUGACCCUAAUCUGUAUGGAUCUGGAGAGCUAGCCAUGGAUCUGAGCACCGUGAAGCAAGGCUAUGAUGGAGGGUAUCUUGGCAUGGGUCUGCAGUAUGGAUCCUACACAGACUUACGUCAUCAGGGGGAUGUAAUGAGUCAGACUUUACCUAUGCGGAGGUACAGCUCAAUGUCAAAUAUUAGCACAGAUUAUGGCUACUCAUUGCAAGAUCUUUCUAGUUUCCAAGAAUCUAACUUGGCUCAAUAUAGUGCCACCACUGCCAGGGAAAUCAGUAGAAUGUGUGCAGCUCUCAACUCAAUGGACCAGUUAGGGGGUCGAUAUAGCAACACCCCUGAUCUGUUGCAGUAUGGCUCUACAAGGGGAGCUGGUCCAGCAGGAAGACUUAAUAUACAACAAGGGUUAGCAUCAAUGAAAGCCAACUUGAUACACGCCCCUGAUGGGCGGCAACCUGCGCAUGGUCAGGCAUAUACCAAUUUAGUCAAUGCCAGACAAGCAACCUUACGAGCAAUGUAUCCAUCUGCAUUUAGAGCUGCCGACGGCAUGAUCUACUCCACUAUUAAUACCCCCAUAGCCUCUACCUUACCAAUCACUACCCAGCCUGCCUCUGUCCUGAGACCCAUGUUGAGGGGAGUUUACAGACCUUACCUUGCAGGUAACGUGACUGCUGUACCUUUGGCAAGCCUUACCAGGAUGCCUCUUGUUUCUCCAAGAAUGCCUCUAUCCUCACAGGGACCUUACCGCUAUCCUCCUCCAAACCGCUUCCCAGCAACCUCUGUUCCGGUCAAUGUGCCUGCCUCUACCACAGCCAUUGACACACCUGUUUACCUUGGGAAGCCGUCAGUGACCACAGCACCUACAACUACUUCCGCGCCAGUAGCUCAACAUGCUAGCCAUGUAGUUGGACACACUAUACAGACAGCAGGUGCCCAUACCACAACGGUGCCUAUCCAAACACCUGUUGUUGUGCCUACUAAUCAACAGCAACCACAGCCUCAUAUUCCAAUGCAGCUAACUCAGUAUCAGCAACCACCUCCCCAGGUUCAGGCAGCAGUACAGCCUCCUGCUCAAUCACAAGUACAGCCCCCAUUGCAACCACUAACUCAGUCUCAAACCCAUCCCCAAGUGCAACCGCAAGUGCAGCCCCAGAUGCAACCCCCACCCCAGCCUCAAAUGCAAUCACAAACUCAGCCCCAAAUUCAACCCCAAGCUCACCCUCAUAUGCAACUUCAAAGUCAGCUCCAAAUGCAGCCUCACAUUCAGCCUCAAAUUCAGCCUCAAGCUCAGUCUCACAUGCAACCACAAACUCAGCCUCAGCUCUAUCAGACCCAAACACAGCCUCAGGCUGUCCCUCAGGCUGCGCUAGCACCCGCAGUCAGCACUGCCACCAGCAGCAGCAGCCCAGAGAAAGAGAGGGAAGAAGACAGACUGCGUAGACAACAGGAGCAAUUAUUGCAAUUGGAACGAGAGCGUGUGGAGCUUGAGAAAUUGCGACAAAUGCGUUUGCAGGAAGAGCUGGAGAGAGAGCGUCUGGAGCUGCAGAGACACAGAGAGAAAGAACAAAUGUUGGUGCAACGGGAGAUGCAGGAGCUGCAAAAUAUCAAACAGCAGGUCCUGCAGCAGCAACAAGCUGAAAGAGAAUCUCAGCUGGUCAUGCAGAGAGAACAGUUAGCUCAGCAGAAAGCACAGCUGGACCAGAUCCAAUCACUACAGCAGCAGCUCCAACAACAGCUUGAAGAACAGAAAAGGCAGAAAACUGCUGCUGCGGCUGCAGCAGCAGCAGCUGCUGCAGCAGCAGCUUCAGCAACAGGGACAACUGCUACAACCACUCAAGGUGCAACACAGGGGGUAGCUGUGGUUGGAGGGGCAGGUCCUCAGGGAUACACUGUCAUCUGUGAUUCCACUGGCAGGGUAAUUCAGCAAGAUGUGCCAUCUGAUCAUCAGCGGCCAACGGGCCAGAAUGGACAGCUCUGGCAACCUUACACUGAAGGACAGUCUUCAAGGCCUCUGCCCAGCUCAGCCUCGGAUAUAUCACUAAGGAACAAUGAGGAGCUAAUUGAGAUGAGGGCCAUGAAGAAGCGGAACUCAAUGCCUCGUUUGAGAGAUGGGAUAGAAGGAGAGGAAAGCCAGCUAACCGUGAAGAGGAUUGUUGACAGCAGUGUUCAGACUGAUGAUGAAGAUGGGGAAGAGAGGUUCCUGAUGGCACGGCGAAGGAGAACAAGACGCAGUGUAGACUGCAGCGUUCAGACUGAUGAUGAGGACAAAGAAGAGUGGGAGCAACCGGUACGGCGCAGGCGAUCACGGUUUUCAAAGCACUCCGAUUCCAAUACAGAGGGUAAAAUUGACACAUCGAAAGUGACCUCGUCAAGCAUCGCAACCCAGACCAUCCGUGACUGUUCAAGUCAAACUGAACAUGACCAAUUAGGGAGAGUUUCUCCAGCUAUUCACAUCACCACACCGGAUCCAAAGGUGCAGAUUGUGCAUUACAUUUCAGGCCCUGAGAGGACCCAGAAAGGGGAAAGCCUUGCCUGCCAGACCGAACCUGAGGCUCAGUCUCAAGGAGUGGUCAUCCCUCAGCUCAGUGUGCCGACCACCAUAAGUCCUUACUCAACAGGCAUGCAGCUUGUCACUGAUCCGCUGUCCCCACGACAGCAAAUGGUGACCAAAUUUGAGAGAAGGAAGCCUGACCCCCUUGAGAUCAGCUACCAGUCACACCACUUGCACAAUGAGUCCCUGUCUAGCCUGAUACGUCAACCUCCCAAGUCACCUCAGGUGCUUUAUUCUCCUGUUUCUCCACUUUCCCCUCAUCGCCUACUGGAGACCUCAUUUUCCUCCAGUGAGCGUCUCAAUAAAGCCCAUGUCACACCACAGAAGCACUUUACAACAGAGUCUCCACAGCGUCAGCAAUCUCUGCCCCGGCCAAUGAAGAACGUACAAAGAUCAAUGUCAGACCCAAAACCCCUCAGCCCAACAUCAGAAGAUGCAACUAAGGCCAGAUUUGCUUUGUACCAACAACAAGCUCUCCAAAGUCAGCUUGCAGCCCUGCAGCAUAGCUCAUUGAUGCGAAAAGUAAAGAGGACACUGCCUAGUCCACCACCAGAGGAAACCUUCUCUAUUAUCACUCCCACCCUCCCUCAGAUGUACGGAUCUCCCACUCUGCCUCAGAAGAUGGGGUCCCGACCAAUGUUAGCCAACAAGGCCAGCCUCCUGAAAGACAUCACCCAUGAGUUGAAGGUGGUAGAGCAGGAGUCCACAAAGCUGCGCAAGCAACAAGCUGAGCUGGAGGAGGAGGAGAAGGAAAUAGAUGCCAAGCUUCGGUAUUUAGAGCUGGGCAUCAACCAGCGCAAGGAGACCCUGCUGAAGGAGAGGGAGAGGAGAGAGCUGGCCUACAUUCGGUGCAUGGGAGACAGCAGGGACUACAUGUCAGACAGCGAGCUUAACAACUUGCGGUUGGCGACAGCCUUUGAGGGCAACGGUCUGUUGACGAGACCAAGCACAGCACCAUUGAACCAGUUUUCCACAGAACAACUGAACACAGCUCAGUACCCUCCCACCUCCUCUUAUGUCACUUACCAGUACCCACAAAGCCAACCACAGCCACAGGUGCCCACCCCUUACCAGCAAACAGGAUUCCAGCCCCCUCAGUACCCUGCUGUUACACAGGCUCACCCUCAGCCGAGUGCCUUGCCACCCCAUCCCCCUCCCCCAACCUACCAAGCACAGAGUGCGUUCCCGCCUCACAGCUUCCCUCAGAGCCAGCCCCCCUAUCCAACAGACUUGGGAGGUCAGCCGAGCCACCCAGGGUUUCAGCCUUCUCUUGGUCCUCCCUACCCAUCACAGACCCUGCCAUACCCAAGCCAGCCGUCCUUCCAGACGGGCCCAAGUAUGCCUUUUCAGCCAACAGCAGAGAUCCUCACUGUUCACCAGAGGCCUCGACAGACCUCCUUGGCUGACUUAGAGCAGAAGGUUCCUACUAACUAUGAAGUCAUCAGUACGCCCACUGUGGUAGUGACUACCACAGCUCAAGAUGUUACCUACACCUCUGCAACUGUGGCCAAUACUUAUGGACAGUACACUACGACUGUAGCCAAUACUUACGGACAGUACACCACGACUGUAGCCAGCACUUAUGGACAGUACACCACAUCUGUUGCCAAUACUUAUGGACAGUAUAAACCACCAGAAACAACCCUGUCAGACCGGAUACACUCUGCAGAGAGUCCUUCCUCCGCCUACACCUCGGAGGGCCUCUACACCAACCUUGAGCAGAACAUCCCAAGAAAUUAUGUAAUGAUAGAUGACAUCAGUGAGUUGACAAAAGAGAGCAUGGGCACCUCCUCGGAUAUGCACAAGACAGACGCCCAUGGACACCCUGCCAGCGGACGCUACGGGAGUGAGACCGGCCCUGCGAGAGUGAGUGGCUACGGCAGAACCGAGGAGGAGUCAGAGGAAGACCUGUACGACCACCAUGGCAGGGGUAAGAGCACAAGCAGCUACCACCAGCGUGGUUCAGACAGUCAUGGCCGAAUGGGCAGCAGCAGCAGUAGCAUGGGUGGGGGAUCCUCCUAUUACUAUGACGACUACAAACACUCCACGCGCUCAGACAAACAUGGCUCCAGCAUGGGUGUCCAGAAGCAUUCCUCCAAGAGCUUGGGCCCAGCUGUUGUGUCCUCAAAGCGAAGCAAACACAGAAAACAAGGCAUGGAGCAGAAGAUUUCCAAGUUCUCUCCCAUUGAAGAAGCUAAAGAUGUGGAGUCUGACUUAGCCUCCUAUACCAUAACCACAUCAUCUGGUGGUAGCUGCACUGUAGUAUCUAGGGCCAAGAAGCUUCAGGAUGACAUCACUUAUGGGUUGAAGAAGAACAUCUAUGAUCAACAAAAGUAUUACGGCAUGUCCAGCCGUGAGGCCCUGGAGGAAGAAGACCGCAUGUACAGCUCCGGGAGGUCAAGGUCGACAGGCUACGGGAUGGACAAGAUCUCUUCAAGAGAUUCGGGCAGCCAUAGGAGCAAGUCGUAUGACAGAGACGCUAUGGAUCGCUCCCAGAGGGGCAGUUACAGCCGUGGCAGGCCCUCGAUGCGUUCCCAAAACUCAGAGGAGGAGAGCCCGCUCAGCCCCGUGGGGAAGCCCAUGGGUGUUGGGCGAGGCUCUAUAGGGCCAGAGCCACCUGACAGUCGCAAUCAGUACGGCUCUAGCCACUCCUUGCCUGAUGUGCAGGACCACAUGAAGGACCUGCCAAGAAGCCACGUCUACAAACCAGAUGAUUCUUACAUUAUAGAUGAUAUGCAUUGUGCUGUGUCUGACAGCGAAGCCUAUCAUUUGGGACAGGAAGAAACAGACUGGUUUGAGAAGCCACGGGAGGCCCGCUCUGAUAGGUCCCGACACUAUGGAAGCAGUGGCCAUUCUUCCUCCCAGAGGAGGAGCCAUGUUAAACACACAUACCACGACUAUGACGAGCCCCCAGAAGAGGACCUCUGGCCACAGGAUGAGUACAGCCACUCACGUCACUCCUCAUCCCGUGAUCACAGACACCACGGUAGCAGCUCUGGGCGACACUCGUCCUCGUCUCGCCACUCUUCAGAGGAGCCGAGGUCAUCCAGAUCCUCUAGGGGUCAUCCAAAGGACCCCUCGAUGCGCCAUGACACCCGGGGUACAUCAUCUUCCUCAAAGAGGGGGAGCUCCGAAUCCCGGUCAUCUCAGGGCUACCACGGCUCUGACUACUCCCGUGACCCGUCUGGCCACCACCACGGCUCAGGGGGCCAGAGGACACAGAAGCAACAGUCGUCCUCCGGCCACCACCAGCAGACAUCCUCUAGAAAGCAGCAGGACUUGCAGUCUCACCCACCCUCGUCGAGACAGCAGGGGUCCGGGCAGCAGCAGCAGCGACAGUCAGGGGGGCCUCCGUCAGGGAGGCAGCCUGCGUCGCAGCAGCAGGAGGGCCUGCAGCAGCAGGGGCAGCAGAGCCAGCAGCCUCGCACCCAGCAGCAGCAGCAGCAGCAGCAGCAAGCGCAGACCUCUGCAGCACGACAGUCCCAGCAGCAGCCAGCAGGGGCAGCGCAGCAGCAGCAGCAGCAGCCAGCGCAGGCCCAGCAGCUGCAGGCAAAGCCUGGACCGGUCCAGGCUCGACAGCCACAAGCAGGAACACAGCCUGCCCCAGCGGCAAAGACGGACACAGCCCUUACACCUGGUUUGGCUGCCAAGCCAGCCGUGGCGCAGCCAGCAAAAACACCUCAGCCACCUCUGACAGGAAUUGGUUCAAAAGCGGCUCCCAGGCCCGGAGGGAUCGGAAGCGCAGCAGCGCCACAGCCAUCUAGCGAAGGGGAAAGUGUCCUCUCCAAAAUCUUGCCAGGAGGGGCAGCCGAGCAGGCAGGAAAACUAGGAGAAGCUGUGUCUGCUUUCGGCAAGAAAUUCACCUCCUUCUGGUGAGACGCAGAGCAGAGGGAAUGUCUGGAGCAGUUGUGGUGAACGUUGUGAGGCUUUGUACUGGAAAAACCUAUGAACUUCCCCCCUACUGUGUAUAUCAUUUAAGAGUGAGAGACAGAGAAAGUGGAACUCUGAGCGCAGCACAAAGCGGGAUUGGAAUCAAUGGAUGCCUUAUCAGCGCUAGAGAUCCCAGGCAAGAGUAGACGAUGGACGAGAGACCUUCACUGCUUCCUCUGGCAGGACAUGCUGACUGGUGUAAAGAGGAAAUGUUCUGGACUAAAAAUCUCCAUCAUUGGACAUAAACCUCUUCUGUUCUAAACUGCCCGCCAGUGGAUGGAGCACAGCAAGUUCUGUAAACACAUCUUUCCAGAUAGUCCAGAAGAUGCCCUCCUUAUUAUCCUGGAGAGACCCCCUGUAAAAAAAGCCCUGGUCCACACAAAAGAGUGCAUGUGCUGUUAAGAUGACCAGAGCCUUGCCCAUCUCCCCAGCUGACUGCUGAGUUCAGACCACUGAACUUUCACUUUCAGAUGGUCAUGGAGAGCACAGAAGACUGUUGUCUACGGGUGACACCUGCUUGGAAAAGAGAAGAGGCUGGUGUCUGCACCAGUUGAGCAGCUUGUUCAGACAGCUGGGAGAUUUGGGUUACAGAGGAAUAAGGCAAGCAUUUGGAAGCAGAAAACGUUUGCUGACUCCUCCAGAUGGAACGUCAUCUGCCAAAGUCUCUUUCCUUGCUUUGUGGCACUACCUCACUAGAAGUAA
Messenger RNA from Megalops cyprinoides (Indo-Pacific tarpon), 13682 nucleotides. RefSeq names its product bassoon presynaptic cytomatrix protein a (gene bsna). Gene Ontology annotation, cellular component: GABA-ergic synapse; axon; cytoskeleton of presynaptic active zone. Gene Ontology annotation, molecular function: structural constituent of presynaptic active zone; metal ion binding. The coding region runs from base 111 to 12926 and encodes 4271 amino acids. The transcript is spliced from 15 exons. NCBI's taxonomy places the organism in Eukaryota, Metazoa, Chordata, Actinopteri, Elopiformes, Megalopidae. The record is from RefSeq and is a predicted model, not a curated record. Gene Ontology annotation, biological process: protein localization to synapse; presynaptic active zone assembly.